Molecule: messenger RNA, 1104 nt
Organism: Thermothielavioides terrestris NRRL 8126
Lineage: Eukaryota; Fungi; Ascomycota; Sordariomycetes; Sordariales; Chaetomiaceae
Product: glycoside hydrolase family 61 protein
Exons: 2
Coding region: 1-1104 (367 amino acids)
Source: RefSeq, a predicted model, not a curated record
AUGAUGCCGUCCCUUGUUCGCUUCUCAAUGGGUCUGGCGACCGCCUUCGCCUCGCUGUCCACAGCACAUACCGUCUUCACCACGCUUUUCAUCAACGGCGUCGACCAAGGGGACGGGACCUGCAUCCGCAUGGCCAAGAAGGGCAGCGUUUGCACCCAUCCCAUUGCUGGUGGCCUCGACAGCCCAGACAUGGCUUGUGGCCGAGACGGACAACAAGCCGUGGCAUUCACCUGCCCAGCCCCGGCGGGCUCCAAGUUGAGCUUCGAGUUCCGCAUGUGGGCCGACGCCUCUCAGCCCGGCUCUAUCGACCCAUCCCACCUCGGCUCGACGGCAAUCUACCUCAAACAAGUCUCCAACAUCAGCUCCGACUCGGCUGCCGGCCCUGGCUGGUUCAAGAUCUACGCCGAGGGCUACGACACAGCCGCCAAGAAGUGGGCCACAGAGAAGCUCAUCGACAACGGCGGCCUGCUGAGCAUCGAGCUUCCGCCCACUCUGCCGGCGGGAUACUACCUCGCCCGCAGCGAGAUCGUCACCAUCCAGAACGUCACCAACGACCACGUCGACCCGCAGUUCUACGUUGGCUGCGCACAGCUCUUCGUCCAGGGGCCUCCGACCACCCCCACCGUCCCGCCAGACAGACUCGUCUCCAUCCCGGGCCACGUCCAUGCCUCCGACCCGGGGCUGACCUUCAACAUCUGGCGCGACGACCCCUCCAAGACGGCCUACACCGUCGUCGGCCCGGCCCCCUUCUCCCCCACCGCCGCCCCCACCCCCACCUCCACCAACACCAACGGGCAGCAACAACAACAACAGCAACAGGCGAUAAAGCAGACGGACGGCGUGAUCCCCGCCGACUGCCAGCUCAAGAACGCCAACUGGUGCGGCGCCGAGGUGCCCGCGUACGCCGACGAGGCCGGCUGCUGGGCGUCGUCGGCCGACUGCUUCGCCCAGCUGGACGCCUGCUACACGUCGGCGCCGCCCACGGGCAGCCGCGGCUGCCGGCUGUGGGAGGACUGGUGCACCGGCAUUCAGCAGGGCUGCCGCGCGGGGCGGUGGCGGGGGCCGCCGCCCUUUCAUGGGGAGGGGGCAGCAGCGGAGGUGUGA